GAACUGCGCCUCAGAUAUUGUUUUGGGGACAAUGUUGGGUGAAAUAUUAUGUUGCUGUGAGAUUUCAGCUUCGUCCACUAUAUGAUGUUUGGGGAAAUUAUGGGUGAAAUAUUAUGGUGUUGUUAGAAUUCAGCAUCGUCCAGGAUAUGAUGAGAUUUUUGAAAAAAUUUGGUGUGAAAUAUUUUUUUUGCCUUCUCGGUUAAUUAUUUUUGUAUUUUAAAUCAAAAUAAUAGUUAUGGAACAAAUAAACCAGUCUACUGGUUUAUGAGCACGAAAUCGAGAAAAACCCUUGAAAAAAUAAUUUAACAAAAAUUUUGCAAUCUUAUUGAGGUCCGAUUGUAGACUAAACUGAGUGGUGCUGAUCGAGUCCUCUAAUCGACUUUCCUCUCCCAGGGAUAAAUUUGUAAAUCCUAUUUUAUAAACAUACCGGUAGUUCAAUAAUUAUGUUUUACUGGCAUGGAAUUACAAUUGUGCAUAACAGAAAAUAGCUCCACUGAUGAAGAGAAAGCGAGAAACCAAACCAAAAGAAAUCAAACAAGCCCAUAUUUUCGAAAGAGAAAAAGAAUAUUAACAACUCAGCCGAUAACCAAAAAAUUGCUGUGGAUUCCUCCCAAGUCUCCAUUUAAUCUUAUUCAAGAAACAUUAUUUCAUGACCCAUGGAAAUUGCUUGUCGCAACUAUUUUUCUGAAUAAGACAAGUGGAAAAGUGGCCAUUCCCGUUAUGUGGGAGUUUUUUGAGCGAUAUCCUUCUGCUGCAAUUACUGAAAAAGAAAACUACAAAAUUGCAUCAAUAAUGCAGCCAUUAGGCUUACACAAUUUAAGAGCGAAAACCAUAAUUACUUUCUCUAAAGAAUACCUAAGAAAGAAUUGGAGGUAUCCAAAUGAACUUUAUGGGAUUGGCAAAUAUGGCAAUGAUUCUUAUCGUAUCUUCUGUGUUAAUGAAUGGAAACACGUUAAACCUCGAGAUCACAAAUUGAAUCUUUAUCAUGAUUGGCUGAAGUCCCAAAUGUUAUGAACAUGUUUGUUUUCAUAUUUUAAACCUAUGUAGUGUAAUUAGAAAUUAAGUUAUAUUAAAAAAACAUGAAAAGGAUUCAUGUAUUUUGUCAGGGUUGAUGUGGGAAUUAAGUGAUGAGUAAGGUAUAGACUUUUUUCUCACUUUUCACUGCCCUAUAAGCAUUCAUUAUUAUAUUUUUGCUGUUUCAUGUUCUCGAUUUAUUGAGAAACUUUCUAUAUUGUUGUCAAGCUGCCUCAAAAAUGAUUAUUUUCUGUUUCUUUAUUCGUUAGUAGUGACUUAUAUAAGUGCAAUCUUCCUGAUUUUUCACA
Molecule: messenger RNA, 1322 nt
Organism: Styela clava
Lineage: Eukaryota; Metazoa; Chordata; Ascidiacea; Stolidobranchia; Styelidae
Source: RefSeq, a predicted model, not a curated record